AUGCGUGCGGCCUCUAUUGUCUUGUCCCUGGUGGGCUCGGUCGCUACGGUCGCGGCCAAUGCUCAGGUCGCUUCUAGAAGCUCCCCAUCCUUGAAGGCUGGGUGCCAAGCUUUGAAGAAGCCUCUUGCUGAUGCACUGUUUUACCCCAACACUGCUGUUUACGAGUAUGAGGCCCAGAACUUUUGGUCGGACACUGAGAUUCUAUCUCCUGGCUGUGUGUUUCGCCCACAAUCAAGCGCCCAGCUAGCUAAGGGUCUGGAGGCCCUUGUUAAGGCUGAUGCUGAGUUUGCUGUUCGUGGUGGUGGCCAUAUGGGCAUCCGGGGCUCUAACAACAUUGACAAUGGAGUUCUGAUCGUCAUGUCAAACUUGACUACCCUGGAAUUGAACGAUGACCAAUCCGUUCUCUCGGUCGGCCCCGGAUACAGGUGGAACCAAGUGUACACGUACCUGGCCCAGUACGAUCUCACCGUCCCAGGUGGUCGUCUUGGACCCGUUGGUGUGCCCGGUCUGCUUCUCGCUGGUGGUGUCAACUUCUACGGUAACCAGGUCGGAUUCGCUUGCAACAGCGUCAUUAACUAUGAGGUUGUUCUGGCUGAUGGUUCCAUUGUCAACGCUAACUCCACCAACAACUCGGAUCUUUUCUGGGCUCUGAAGGGCGGUAGCAGCAACUUUGGUCUUGUUACCCGUUUCGAUAUUGAGACUAUUGCUUCUCGUCAGGUGUGGGCUGGUUCUUACACUGUCGCUGCUGAGUACAUUGACGUCUUCCUUGCGGCUAUUGCGACUUACGCCGCCAAUAUCUUUGAUGACAAGACCCACAUUGUUCCUGCGAUUGUUCCUGGAACUACGACUGUGGCAUCCGUGAUCUUGUUCUACGACAGCGAUAACUCCACUUUCCCUGACAUCCUCACUCCUUUCACCGAUAUCCCUGCUAUCAGCAGCACUCUUGACUUCAAGACCGUUGAGGAGUUCGCCAACGAAUUGGGUGAGGUGGUCACUCCUGGCAUCAACGAUGUAUUUGUUGCCGGAACUGUGAAGGGAACUACCUUUGCCGAACUUUACCAGGGUAUUAGCAUCAUCAACUCCACCUUCUACGAGCAGCUGCCCAAGCUGUACGCACAGAUCCCUACAGCCAAUAUCUCCAUCAUUGAGCUGGACUGGCAGCCAAUUGGUGCCGAUUGGAUCAAGGCCUCUGAGGCCCGUGGCGGAAAUGCCCUGGGCCUUGAUUCCUCCCAGGUGUACUUGUGCUAUGCUGAGGUUGUUGAAUGGAUCGGUUCUGAUUAUGAUGAGAUUGUCGCCGAGUGGGUUGAGGAGACUACCUACAAGAUCAACAAUGCUACUGAGAAGGCUGGUCUGUAUGAUGCGUUCAACUACAUGGGUGAUGCCGCCGGGUUCCAGUCUAUUUACCCUGGAUAUGGCGAGGGUAACCACCAGAAGUUGAUCAAGACCGCACAGAAGUACGAUCCCAAUGGUGUGUUCCAGACCCUGAUGCCUGGUGGUUUCAAGGUCUACUAG
Molecule: messenger RNA, 1512 nt
Organism: Penicillium malachiteum
Lineage: Eukaryota; Fungi; Ascomycota; Eurotiomycetes; Eurotiales; Aspergillaceae
Product: FAD-binding oxidoreductase
Exons: 4
Coding region: 1-1512 (503 amino acids)
Molecular function (GO): FAD binding
Source: RefSeq, a predicted model, not a curated record